AUGACGGCCCCGAGUGAGAACCCCUUCGCGCCGCUCUUGGAGACUUUGGAAGACGCUUCCGCCUCCCAUGGAGAGCUGAUUGACGCGUACCUGACCCUGGCCAGUCGUAUGAGUGGAGAAGAAGGAAAAGAAGUAAUUACAGAAGUUGAGGAAAAGCUUUCUCGGUUAUAUAAAGUUUUUAAGACUCACAUUUCCAGUCAAAACCCAGAGUUAAGUAGCGCUGCUCUACAGGCCUUGGGAUUUUGCUUACACAAUCCCAGAAAUUCUUCAAUAUUAUCAGAAGCAGAAAUGCACGAGCUACUUUUAAAAUUGAAUGGUAUGAUUAAGACUUCAGACAAAAAUGUACGAACUAGGGCACUUUGGGUGAUAUCCAAGCAGACUUUUCCCACUGAAGUGAUUGGCAAAGCUGUAUCCAGUAUAAUUGAGACAUUAGAAGUAAUGUUUACUAAAGGAGAAAUGCAUUCUGCCACUCUUGAUUAUGAAGCAUUAAAUGUCAUCAUAAGAUUAAUUGAACAAGCCCCAAUUCAGAUGGGAGAAGAGUCAGUGAGGUGGGCAAAACUGGUCAUACCUUUAGUAGUUCAUUCAGCACAGAAAGUACAUCUGCGGGGUGCAACUGCUCUAGAGAUGGGAAUGCCACUGUUGCUUCAGAAACAACACGAAAUAGCAUCUAUUACAGAACAGCUUAUGACUUCUAAAUUGAUCUCAGAACUCCAAAAGCUGUUUAUGAGUAAAAAUGAGACUUAUGUAUUAAAAUUAUGGCCUUUGUUUGUCAGACUUCUUGGAAAGGCUUUACACCGAAGCGGCAGUUUCAUCAAUGCUCUGUUACAGUUGGAAGAACUGGGCUUUCGUAGUGGAACACCCAUGGUUAAAAAAAUAGCUUUCAUAGCUUGGAAGAGUUUAAUAGAUAAUUUUGCUUUAAAUCCAGAUAUUCUGUGUAGUGCAAAAAGACUCAAGUUGUUAAUGCAGCCUUUGAGUUCCAUCCAUGUGAGAACAGAAACUCUAGCAUUAACCAAGCUAGAAGUCUGGUGGUAUUUACUCCUGAGACUUGGACCUUAUCUUCCUGCUAAUUUUGAACAGGUUUGUGUGCCUCUGAUUCAAAGUACAAUAAGCAUUGAUGCUAAUGCUUCACCUCAAGGCAGUUUGUCUCGUGUAGCUACUCCAAAUCCUGCAACCCCUUUGCAUAAAGGUGCUCCCCAGUAUGGAACCCCUGUAACUCCUCGGAUGAAUUUGAGUUCAAAUUUGGGUGGAAUGGCCACAAUCCCCUCCAUUCAACUUCUAGGUCUUGAAAUGUUGCUUCAUUUUUUUAUGGGACCAGAAAUCUUGAAUUUUGCUAAGCAGAACAAACUUGCACUAAGUCUAGAGGCGCUUGAACAUCCAUUAAUUGGCAGCCCUACCUUUUUUUGCAAACAUGCAAAUACACUUAUCACUGCUGUUCAUGAUAGUUUUGUUGCUGUUGGAAAAGACGCUUCUGAUUCCGUUAUCAAUGCUAUUUGGAAGGAACUGAUAAGCUUGGUGAAGUCAGUUAUUGAAUCAGGUAAUAAAAAAGAGAGACCUGGUUCUGAAGUUUUGACGCUUUUACUAAAAUCUUUGGAAAGCAUAGUAAAGUCAGAAAUAUUUCCUGUGUCGAAAACGUUGAUUCUUAUGGAAAUUACAAUUAAAGGACUUCCUCAGAAAGUACUCGGUUCACCACUAUAUCAGGUUGCUAAUAUGGAUAUUCUUAAUGGAACUCCAGCUCUGUUUUUAAUUCAGCUGAUUUUCAACAAUAGUCUGUUACAAUGUGGUACAUCAAAUGAAAGUUUCUUUGUCAAUAUGGAAACACUUGUAGUUUGUGUUCUUUCUGGUCCAGCUUCACCACUAGCAUUCAGUGACUCUGUUUUAAAUGCUAUUAAUCAAAAUGCAAAGCAUUUGGAAAACAAGGAGCAUCUCUGGAGAAUGUGGAGUAUCAUUGUUAAUCCACUAACUGAAUUGAUUAAUCAGACCAAUGAAGUGAAUCAGGGUGAUGCCUUAGAACACAAUUUUAGUGCCAUCUAUAGUGCAUUGACUUUACCAAUAAACCAUGUAUUUUCUGUGCAGAAGUUUCCAGUGGCCACCAUGAAGACUUUACUUAGAACUUGGUCAGAAUUAUACCGCACAUUUUCUCGUUGUGCUGCUUUGGUGGCAACUGCAGAAGAGAAUUUGUGCUGUGAAGAACUUUGUUCUAAGAUACUGUCCAGUCUGAAUGAAGAAGACUUUUCAAAUUUAUUGUUUUUGGAUAGACUCAUUCACGUCAUGACUGUAAUGGUCGAUUGCAUUGACUAUUCACCAUAUAAUAUUAAAUAUCAGCCUAAAGUUAAAUCUCAGACAUCUUCGGACUGGUCUAAAAAGAAGAAAGAGCCUCUUGGGAAGAUGGCUUCCUUAUUUAAACUUGUGGUGAAAGUUAUUCAUUCUUUUCACAAUCUAAGCUACAAAGAAGCACAUUCUGAUACCCUCCUUGCAGUUGGGAACUCAAUCAUCAGCAUUCUUUUUAAUGUACUUGGACACAUUUCUUUGCCUUCUAUGAUCCAGAAAGUAUUUGCAACAUUGGCAAAGCCUCUAGCAUUAUUAUAUCAGAACUCAAAAGCUGAUGAAAUUCCUAAAGUAUAUAAUUCUCUGAACAGCAAGUUAGAAAAGCUACUAGGAGAAAUUCUUGCUUGCUUGCAGUCCACUUACACUGGAACUUAUGACAGUGAACUUCUUGAGCAUCUCUCCCCACUGUUAUGCAUAAUAUUUCGACACAAGAGCAAACAGAUACGAAAACAGAGUGCUCACUUCUGGAAUUCCACAUUUGCUAAAGUGCCAUUGUUGAGUUAUCCGGAAGAGUUAAAACCCAUACUAAGAGAAGCUAAGCAAAAAUGUCUACUUUUGUUGCCUGGUUUGGAAAAUGUUGGAACUAUGGAAGAAUCGAGUGGGCCAUAUUCAGAUACAAUAGAAAAUUCACAGUUAAAUGUGAAGAUAAGUGGCAUGGAAAUAAAAUCAAAUGGAAAAAGAGAUUCACUUUUGGCACAGAAAAAGGAUACAAAAGAAAUGAAAACACCAACCAAAAUGAAAUUGGAAUCAUUAUCCACAAAACUAAAGAAAGAAAUUCUUUUGGAAGAAGAAAAGUCCACUGACUUUGUGUUCAUACCUCCAGAAGGAAAAGAAACAAAGGAAAGAAUACUAACUGAACAUCAGAAAGAAGUACUCAAAACAAAGAGGGGUGAUAUUCCUGCCAUGUAUAAUAACCUGGAUGUUUCACAGGAUACCAUCUUUUCUCAUUAUAGCCAGGAAGAGUCUAUGGAAGUUCCUAUUUCUGCAGAAAAAGAACCAAAGAAAGAUUCAGAUAAAAAGAUUAAGGCAGAGCACACAAAGAAAGACAUCACGGCUUUUCAAGAUACCACAGAAAACUCCCGUGUAGAUGAGCAUCUUGAAAAUGCUUCCCUUUCAAAUAAGGAAUGUGAUUCUGUUGAGGAAACCAAUCCAGAAUUACCACAGAGCCGUGAUAAUGAUGCCAGGAAAAAACACUUCAUUUCAUCAAAGAAAAUAUCAACUGAACGUGCAUCUACUACAGAACACCAUGUUGCUGUCAGCAGUAGCUCAGUUUCUAGUGCCACUCUUUCUGGAGCUCCUUCACAGCCAACAAGCCGACGGCAAACUUUUAUUACCUUGGAAAAAUUUGAUGGUUCAGAAAAUCGGCCGUUUAGUCCUUCUCCUUUAAACUCUGUGUCAUCAACCAUUUCUGUGAAAAAUAACCCAGAGAAUAAAACUAAAGCAGAUAUCCCACCUAAAACAAAGAAAGGAGAAGUGACUGUCUCAAAAUCUGAGUCUGAAAAAGCAGUCAAUGGGCUUAAGAGGUCAGGUAGAAGAGCGAGUAAAGCUGAGCAAACAGGGAAUAAAAGAUCUAAGCCUUUCCUGAGAUCAGAACAGGAGAAAAAGACUUCAGAAUCAGUUGAUGGCGUUGUGGCCUUAGAAAGUAACUCAUCUGGUAUGCUUAAUCAAACAGACUGUGUCUCAGAUAAUCAAACUUGUCUUUCUGAAUCUACAAUGGAAUGUGAAGAUACUAAACAUAAACAACCAGUAGGAAAUACUGUAGUAUUGGAAAACAGUAUAGAAGAGAAAAGUUUAGGGGUUAAUUUAGAAUCCAAGGAAAACACCCCCCCAGCAGUAAUACCAGCAGAUCAAAUAGUAAAUGAGGAUAGUCAGACUUCAGCCACUUCAGGCCAGAAAACCCUUAGAAGGUCUUUAAGACGACGCUCCGAUAUAGCAGAAUCUACCUCUGAUAGCCAAGAUAAGGAAAAUAAUCACCAAAAAAAAGAAAGACGGAAAGAGGAAGAAAAAGUUCUACAAAAGAGUCCGUUGCAUGCAAAAGAUGAUGCAUUAUCAAAGCGUCAACUGGUUACAGAAAAAACGGCACAAGAAAAUGUAAUUGAAAAUGGAAAUAGUUUACCUGAGAAAACUUCUGGGGAAACUAGUACUAACACUGAAAUGGACCAAAAUGAGAGAAAACCAGAUCUUGAGAAUAUGAAGAUUGAGGAAGAUGGUGUCCAGGAUAUUGCAGACAAGUGCUCUGAGAAACCAGUACGGGGACGAACACGAUACCAGACAAGAAGAGCAUCCCAGGGUUUGCUUUCCAGUAUUGAGAACUCAGAAUCUGAUAGUUCUGAGGUAAAAGAAGAAGGUUCUAAAAAGAAGAGAUCUGCAAAAUGGAAAAACACAAGCAGUGACACUGAACAGCAGGAAGAGAAAGUAGUCAAAGAGGAAUGUGUAAGAGUUGACAGUCUCCCUCAUGACGGUAAAACAAGUUCUGAAGUAGACUUGUCUUCUAAGACUUUUGAUCAAAAAGAGGAAACUAUUGUAAUGCCUCAGGAUUCUAGAGUAUCUUCAGAUUUGUUAGAAGUUUCUGAUGUUCCAGAUACACAUGAGGGAAAAAGUAAAACUAACAGAUGCCCAGAAUAUUCCAUUUCAAGUCCACCUGUGGUGGAAUCAAAUCUAAGAACUAGAAAUGCUAAUAAAAGAAUGCAUAAGCGAGAUUCUUCAGAAAGUAACACUGCAGAGGAAUCCUCAAGUGCAGGGACACCAGACAUGUCAUUGGCUUCUGAAAAACCUGUACAGACACCUGAAUGCCAGCACAAGAGAAGUAAAAGAGUAAGAAGAUCCAAAGGCUGUGAGUGCUGUGGAGAAAAAUCACAGCCUCAGGAAAAGCCAUCCAUUGGGUUAAAAACCAUGGAAAAUUCUAAUUUAAAGAUCAUGGAAACAAAAAAGACAGAUUUACAAACAACAGUAACGAUACCAGAAACGUCUAAAGUUGAUCAGCAUUCAGAAGGAAAACUUUCCGAUAAAUACCAUAGUGUCAGUUUUAAUUUGGGUCUCAAGUUGGAGAGUGAUACUUGUAAUGAUUCAUUAAUUGUAUCAGAAACAGAAUUAAAAGAAAACACUACCCAAGAAUCACUUCAUUCUGAAAUGACCCAUUUUAACAAAGAAACUCAUGGCAUGGAUUCCAGCCAAGAAGUUACUCUUGAGAGUCAAGAAUCAUGUGAUAAAAAUUUUCAGACAGUUGGUCCAGAUUUAGAUUUAGGUGAUUCUAAAGAUGUUUCACAGGCAAAUUCUCUUUUGGAGAUGAAAGAAGACCCAGAAGCUACAACAAAGGAACCAAGUCUAGAGAACAUUAAUGUUGCUGCAAAUGCAUGUAGAAUAAAAGAAUCCAAUCUAGAGGAAGUGGAGGUUAUGGAAUUGGAGCGAGAAAGUAGUAAAUUUGAAAGUACCCCCUCUGAACAAGAGAAUGCCAAAACUGUAGUUUCUGAAGAAGAGACAACAGAAAAGAAAGAAGGGCACAAAGAAUCAGCCAAUACAGCUGAAGAACUGAAUGCUAAAUUGACAACUGAGGAACUUCAUUCAGAACCUAGCCCUUGUAAUGCUAUGCUACCUCUACAAGAAAGUGUUCAAAUGGAGAUUUCUGAACCAAUAACAGUUAGGGAACCAGAUGGAGGAAGUGAUAAAUCUGAUGCACAUUCACCUGAAACUGUGAAUGCUGAAGUGGAACACUGUGAAGAAGCCAGAGUUGAAGAAGUAAAUGAUGACACUAAUAGUUUGAAUCACACAGAGGCUGAGAAUAUAAUUACCAAAACAUUUGAGCCAGAAGAAACUGAAACAAAGAAGUUGAAUGUAGAAAUUGAUGACUCUGUUUUUGAUAAACUUGAAGUGAACACUGAAGAAAGACAAAUUGACUCUGAUAAAACUGAAACAAAUACAGAACUUAAUAAAUCUGAAGAAACAAAAUUAGAUGACAAUCAGAUGAUUAUAGACAAUCAUAAUGAAAUUUUAGAGGAGCCUUACCAUACUUCAGACAAAAUAGAAUCACCACAGUCUCUAACAUCUGGAACCACUGUCUCUGAACUGAUGGCAGCAGACAAUUUGUCUCCUCAAAAACUGAGGGAACUUGAUCCUUGCCUUUUGUCAGCUAAUGACAGUCCUAGUGGCCUGCAUGCUUUACAUGUCUGGUCUCCUUUGGCUUCUCCAUCCACCAGCAUUUUAAAGAGAGGACAGAAAAGACCCCAGGAAGAUGAGAUCCCAUCACCUGUUAACAAGGUUCGCCGUGUCUCCUUUGCAGAUCCAAUAUACCAAGCAGGACUGGCAGAUGACAUUGACAGACGAUGCUCCAUUGUUAGACCCCAUUCUUCUUCAAGUAGUUCUCCUGUACUAUUAAAAAGUGUUAAAACUUCACCUACUGCACAAUCUAAGCAUAAUACCACUUCAGCCAAAGGAUUUCUGUCCCCAGGAUCACGUAGCCCUAAAUUUAAGAGCUCAAAGAAGUGUUUAAUUGCAGAAAUGGCCAAAGAGUCUGUGUCAAGCCCAACAGAAAGUGUCUACCCAGCUUUGGUGAACUGUGUUGCACCAGUGGAUAUCAUUUUACCUCAGAUUACAUCAAACAUGUGGGCAAGAGGACUAGGACAACUCAUUAGAGCCAAGAAUAUAAAAACAAUUGGUGAUUUGAGUACUCUUACAGCAUCUGAAAUAAAAACUCUUCCCAUCCGUUCUCCAAAAGUAUCCAAUGUAAAAAAGGCCCUCAGAAUAUAUCAUGAACAGCAGAUGAAGUCUCGUGGAUUAGAAGAGAUUCCAGUUUUUGAUAUUUCAGAAAAAACUUUAAAUGGAAUAGAAAGUAAAUCUCCCUCUUCUGAAGAAGAAAAAUUUGCCUCAGAUUUGAUUGAUCCAGUUUCUUUAGACUCUCCAUUAUCCAAAAAUCUUGUGGCACAGAUAAGUGCACUUGCUCUUCAGCUAAAUUCAGAAGAUCUACAUAAUUAUUCAGGAAGCCAACUAUUUGAAAUGCACGAGAAACUUGGUAGUAUGGCGAACUCUAUAAUAAAAAACCUGCAGUCGCGUUGGCGGUCACUGAUCCCUGAAGAGUCUAUCUAG
This is a messenger RNA of Elephantulus edwardii (Cape elephant shrew), 7404 nucleotides long. RefSeq names its product RAP1 interacting factor homolog (yeast) (gene RIF1). Gene Ontology annotation, biological process: telomere maintenance. The transcript is spliced from 35 exons. Lineage: Eukaryota; Metazoa; Chordata; Mammalia; Macroscelidea; Macroscelididae. The coding region runs from base 1 to 7404 and encodes 2467 amino acids. Gene Ontology annotation, cellular component: nucleus. The record is from RefSeq and is a predicted model, not a curated record.